Molecule: messenger RNA, 1696 nt
Organism: Colius striatus (speckled mousebird)
Lineage: Eukaryota; Metazoa; Chordata; Aves; Coliiformes; Coliidae
Gene: RAMP3
Product: receptor activity modifying protein 3
Exons: 4
Coding region: 111-578 (155 amino acids)
Biological process (GO): protein localization to plasma membrane; cellular response to hormone stimulus; G protein-coupled receptor signaling pathway
Cellular component (GO): cell surface; signaling receptor complex; membrane
Molecular function (GO): coreceptor activity
Source: RefSeq, a predicted model, not a curated record
GAGGAGCCUCCCCGGCGGGGGGGCUGGGCCGGGCUCGGGCCCUGCGCGGCUGCGGACCGGCCGCCCCAUGCGGGCUCCGUCCUCCGCGGCCCCUCGCCGCCCCAGCCGGGAUGGACGCGCCGGGCCGCCGCCGGCAGCUCCCCGUGCUGCUGCUCUGGGUUAAUGGUCUGGUGACACUUGGAUUUGCAGGUGCACGUCAACAGACUCAUCUCUGCAACGAAUCCCUCAUGUUACAAAAGUUGCCUGCCUGUGGAAAGUCCUUUGAAGAGAUGAUGAAGAAAGUGGACUCUAAAAAAUGGUGCAACCUGACAGAAUUUAUCAUGUAUUACGACAACUUCACCCAGUGCACGGAACGCGAGGCCAACAACGCCAGUUGCUUCUGGCCAAACCCCCUCGCAGAGGGCUUCAUCACUGGGAUCCACAAACAGUUCUUUUCAAACUGUACUUCGGAAAAGGUUCACUGGGAAGACCCACCGGAUGAAAUUCUCAUCACUCUGAUCUUGAUCCCGGUCAUGCUGACGUGUGCCAUGAUAACACUGGUAGUGUGGUGCAGCAAGAGGAGCGAUAUCCUGGUGUAGGCUCUUCCUCUGGGCUUCCUUUCUCCAUCUCCUUCUUCCAGAAACACUAAGAGAGGAGGACGAAGAGAGAAACACGGUGUAGAGAUUUCAGAUCUGCUUGAAACUGAACCUGUGAGACACUGAGGCAGAGAUGAUGCUCCAGGGAACACAGAGCUGCAGAAAGUCACUGCUGCUGGUGCAAAGCUCUCUGCUUCCAUCGGGCCUCACCGCCACGGAAUUCACAGGCAGGGCCCAGCAACGGACCCCUUAGCUGCAAAAGGGGUUACUGAAGUUACUGCCCCAUGAGAAACCUGGCUGGAGGAGUACAUUUUGCAAAGCUGUCUGUAAGUGUGUGUGCACGCGGUGUGGCGCUGGCUGCGGGGGAGAUGACGGCGCUCGAGUUUCUCUGCAGGACGCUUGAGGUUUUCAUCUGUGAACCCUGUGACUGGGAGAGAAGAUCCCUGGCAAAGGAACUGACCGUGGAUGUAACCAAGUGGCAGCUUUUCCCAGCAGCCAGUUGAAAAACAUCGUUGUAAAAGAGCUGGAAAUACUGUCCUGGUAAAGGAACAAUUUCUGUGUCCGGUGACUAUCCCCACGGGGAAAUUGUCGUGCCACGUUAUAAACUGGUUUAUAAAAUGCCUUUAAGCAUGGCUACUUGGGAUUGUGUGGCUUACAAACAAGCUCUGGGAAAGACAUACAGGUCUUAUUUUACAGACCUGGAAAAUGUGAGAGGAAAUUGGUUAUAAAUAUACUAUAAUCCAAUAUACUAGAUAUUGGAUUAUAAAUAUACUGAGGAGUAAUGAAGAAACUUUCUUACUCCUGACCCUUCAUUUUUCCUCUUUUAUAAUUACCAUUCUCCAUGACUUGUGCUCCCUGUAUACUCCCCACUCACUGCAGUUUGUGCAAGUGGUAUCCUACAAAUAAAUAUGAAGGUGUCAUGUUGAUGGAAGUGCCUUUCAGAGUGUAAUUUUGUACACAGGUAAUCCUUCAUCCCGUGCAGAGGGUGGGAACUAAAGAGUGAGCAUCAAAGCUGGGGACAGACGUAGCAGGAGAGAGGCAGUUCUACGCAGAAAGCUUAUUCUAUAAAGCUAUUCCUAUGUAAGAGUCUAAAUAAAGAAAAUAUGCCCCAAAUCAAACAA